AUGUCCAAGCGAUUUCUUGAGGCGAGACGCAUUUUUGACCAAACGACUGAAGACAAACUAUGGAAAUUUGUCUAUAACGAGAAAAUCGGCGAAAAAUCCGGCGAUAAAAACCCUCCAACCUUGAAAAAAUGUUUCAAAGAAUUCAAACGGCUCGUGGCCCCAAACUAUGGAUAUUUUGAGAUCGAAUAUCAUUUUCACGAGGUGAUGAUUCCCAAUUUGUACAAAACCGAAGCCCUCUCUCCGAUUCAAGUUUUGGAGCUUAUUCGGGAAUUUAGACUUCCGAUAUCGAAGGAAAUCCGAUCGAUUUUCCUCCGUCACUGCCGCGAUCCGAUCAAUCCAACAGCUACAAUCAUAUCAAUGCGAUACGAUGGAGGCAGCAUUCUUCAAGGCUGGUCGUUCAAAAAAGCCAAUCCAGCUCAAAAACCGCGUAGCUGGGCACCAGAAGCUACCGUACCUUGCCACGUCGAAAUUCAGAUGUGGAAGCACAUCUGUGAGCAUUCCAAAGACCUUGAUGGCGUUAAAAUUCAGACAUUGGCGUUUUGGAGAAAAAUGAAGUUGGGGGACAGCGACAAGGAGAGGGUCACACCGGAUGCUUUAGUGAAUUUAUUCCAAGACAAAAUCCGCCACUUCUUGUUCUGCAUGGAUAUGGACGCCACUGACAAAAUCCAACUCAUCAAGGCCCUAUAUCUGAAAUUAAGCCCCGCCCACAAGCUGUGGCUCCUCCGUAUCGACUCUCUUUUCAUUCAAACCAAUGCAGAAGGGCACGUCUCCGAUUGGCAAUUCUGGAGAUCUGAGCCUCCAAUGACAGAUCUCUCUGGAAAAUUCUGGAAUCUGGAGAGAUAUAAACCACAUAAAUUGUAUAUUCCUGGAAUGAAAAAGGAAGAAAAGAGUCAAGUUCUGAAGCCAUAUGGACUUCCCAGACUUCCAAAAGUGAAGGAUAUCCUUGAAAAUCCAGCAAAAUACGCAGAAUUCUUGAAAUGGAAAGAGGCUCGAGUGCAGCGAAAUUUCUUUUUCGGGUUCAGAACCACAAAAAUGUACACCAAGCGUCAGGCUCCAGAAUGCUCCAGCCAGCCACCGGGACCACCAAAAAAAUCUGGACGAUUCUAG
Caenorhabditis briggsae is the source of this 1107-nucleotide messenger RNA. Gene Ontology annotation, cellular component: condensed chromosome; nuclear inner membrane. The record is from RefSeq and is a predicted model, not a curated record. NCBI's taxonomy places the organism in Eukaryota, Metazoa, Nematoda, Chromadorea, Rhabditida, Rhabditidae. Gene Ontology annotation, biological process: regulation of gene expression; chromosome attachment to the nuclear envelope. Gene Ontology annotation, molecular function: chromatin binding. Bases 1 to 1107 code for a protein of 368 amino acids. The transcript is spliced from 6 exons.